This is a messenger RNA of Pseudocercospora fijiensis CIRAD86, 1324 nucleotides long. RefSeq lists its product as uncharacterized. The record is from RefSeq and is a predicted model, not a curated record. The transcript is spliced from 2 exons. Lineage: Eukaryota; Fungi; Ascomycota; Dothideomycetes; Mycosphaerellales; Mycosphaerellaceae. Bases 41 to 1324 code for a protein of 427 amino acids.
CAUGUAUCUGUACUCUAACGACCUCUGACCAGCAGAGAAGAUGCCGAGAAUAGUCCUGCUAGGCACAUGUGAUACGAAGCUCGAUGAGUUACUAUACUUGCGAUCCGGAAUCCUCGAAGCAGGCAAAAGUUCUUGCAAAGUAAUCCUCGUCGACGUCGGUCGUUCUCCAACGAGCCACGAAGCAAUCGAUAUCACUCAGAAGCAUCUAACAACCAAAUAUGGCCCAAGCGAGUCUAAGGAUGUCGGAUCUUUGCCUAGGGGAGAUGUUAUCAAAUAUAUGAUUACAUGCGCUUCCAACUGGCUGCGGGAAGCUUACAAUAACGGUCUCCGAGACCCAUCUCAAGGACUUCAUGGCAUUGUCAGCGCAGGAGGUACCGGUGGCACUUCUCUCGCCUCUGGGGCAAUGCGAGCCAGUCUGCCCAUUGGAUUUCCCAAAUUAAUCGUCAGUACUGCCGCCUCAGGAGACACCGGAGCCAUUGUUGAAGAGACCGACAUCACUUUGAUGUAUUCGGUCGUCGACAUCGCUGGAACAAACACUUUGCUCAGAAGAAUCUUGUCAAAUGCGGCUGGAUCAAUCCAUGGAAUGGCGCAAAUUUAUGAGAAGUCUCUAUCAUCAUCAUCAUCAUCUGAACAGGGCAAGAAGAGAAAGAGAGUUGGUCUUACUAUGUUUGGUGUUACCACCCCAUGCGUUGAUAAGGUUCGGCAGUAUCUGGAGUCGAAUCAUGAAGUAGAAUGUUUCGUCUUUCAUUGUACUGGACAUGGUGGCAAGGCAAUGGAGAGGUUGGUUGAGCAGGGCGAUCUGGAUGCUGUGCUGGAUAUCACGACGACCGAGAUCUGCGAUUACUUGGCUGGAGGUGUCAUGUCGGCUGGUGAACACCGGUUGGAAGCUGCAUUGAAGGCUGGAAUUCCUUACGUGGUCAGCGUUGGCGCGAUCGAUAUGGUAAACUUCGGUCCUAAGGGCACGGUGCCUGAGAGGUAUCAGAAGGCGCAAAGAAAGCUUUUCGAGCACAACCCGACCGUAACGCUUAUGCGCACUUCGCCGGAAGAAUGCACGCAGAUUGGCAACUUCAUCGUCGAGAAAAUCCAAAAGUUCGCAGCAAAGAAGGAGAAUGUGCAUAUCGUCUUGCCGCUUGGCGGCGUCAGCAUGAUUGCGACACCUGAUGCGCCAUUCUACGACGCCAAAGCUGAUGAGGCCAUAUUCUCAUCUAUUACGAACGGAUUGAAAGAUUCUGGAGUGGUGUUGAUCAAUGACCAGCGGGCAAUCAACGACGAAGGGUUUGCUGUUGACAUUGCGAAGCGAUUGGUGUCGCUGAUGAGACUUUGA